UUGUGCUGUGCAGGCCUCGACUACUUCCUGCUGUAUGUCACAUUUGACACCUGCUGCUUUAUGAAAUUGUGGUCGCCAGCACCAGCACAUAAAGAGGUGAAAAUGUUUCUUCUUCUCAGCUGUUGGAUUCUUGCAGGAAUCAUGGCAGUUGACCCAGCAAGGACAUAUUACCAAGCCACAAACAGCUCACUGUGUCUCCACGUUACAAAACCACCACCAUAUAUGAGAAGUACGUGGAUGUUCGGUAGUUACGUUAUCGUCUCCGAUUUAAUAUUCAACCCCCAAUAUCAAGAAAAAGUGGAUUACCAUCAUGGAAACAAGACCCUGUGCAUAAAAAACCUGACAAAGGCAGACACCGGCACCUAUGCAAUCAAAAUCCAAGACAUGACUUUUAAAGAAACAGAGGAGAACUACAGAGUCAAUGUUCAAGACGCUGUUCCGAGGCCCGUCAUCGCCAUGUCAGUGCUGCGAUCGAACAUGUCCGCACAAUUCUGCAACUUUACAGUGAACUGCUCCGUCUGGGGUCGCUGGUUGUGGUCCAUGUGUGACAAAGGUGGCUGCCACCCAUCACAGAAGCUGUUCAGUGAGGUCAACAUCACCGUCUCCAUGAGCAACAGGGCCGUUGUCUGCAGUGGCAACAACCACGUCAGCACAAAUCAUGUUUCUGAAAACAUGGCGACGAUGUGCUUCAGAAAAGAUGACACCGAAAAAAGAGAGGCCAUACUCACAAAUGCGCUCCUCAUAAUUUCUGGAGCAUGUGCUUGCUUCAUAGUUCUGGUUUUUAUAGUUUCUUAUAUAGUUAAGAAGCUUUGCUCAAAGUUUAAACUGAACCAGCUUGAGGAACAGCCACAACAUGAGCCCAGAACCUCGACCUCCUCAUCCACUCCAUCUGACGCCGCUUAUGAAAACAUCGAUGACAUAAACCCCAUCCAAGACUCAAGAUCCAGGACGAGUCAGAAAGUGGAUACUGUCUAUUGCUUUUCCAUGCAGCCAAUUAAUGUGCCGGCUUCUCAUGGAGGAGACGAUGAUAAAGGUACAAACGUGAAAAGCACUGGAGGUGCAACAGCGCCACAGUGUGUCGGCAUGGAAGAAAAACAGCCCCCUGUGCAAAUUUGCACAGUGUACAGUGAACUGCAAAAGCCCCGUAAUCUGAAGCCACAGCACUGAAGUCUGAAGCCACUUACAACAAACUGUGCAGCUAAUACGUCCACACGCCUUCAACUGAUAUUUGUGAUGACUUUAUCAGAGGAUUAAUCACAUGCACUGAGGUCAGGAGCUGAUGUGUGUGUGUGUGUGUGUGUUUGUAUUUAUAUUUUUGUGAGGACCAAAAAAAUUUACACCUGUGGGGACAUUUUGUAACUAAAAAGGGCUUUUUCAUGUUUAAGACCUUCUUUUAGAGUUAUUUAGAAUUGGGUUAUGAUUGGGGUAAGGGGCUAUAAAUGCCUUAUGUCAAGGAUGUGUCCUUACUAAGAUAUAAAAACAAGUGUUUGUGUGUGUGUGUGUGUGUGUGUUGGCACCACCUUAAGAUGAAGUGAGAAACAGAGACCGAUGGUUUUACUCCCUAUUUGAGAGGGUGGCUUAGGGCUGAAUAAUGAAUUGCAAAUUUCAAUCAUGGCUUGCUGCAAGCUUCAAUAUUUACUAAAGCAAAAUCAAAAUAAAUCAUCCCUAGUGUG
This is a messenger RNA of Solea senegalensis (Senegalese sole), 1673 nucleotides long. RefSeq lists its product as uncharacterized. NCBI's taxonomy places the organism in Eukaryota, Metazoa, Chordata, Actinopteri, Pleuronectiformes, Soleidae. The annotation marks the transcript as partial. The record is from RefSeq and is a predicted model, not a curated record. The transcript is spliced from 5 exons.